Naegleria gruberi is the source of this 1650-nucleotide messenger RNA. RefSeq lists its product as uncharacterized. The record is from RefSeq and is a predicted model, not a curated record. NCBI's taxonomy places the organism in Eukaryota, Heterolobosea, Eutetramitea, Acrasida, Naegleriidae. Gene Ontology annotation, cellular component: mitochondrion. The coding region runs from base 1 to 1650 and encodes 549 amino acids. Gene Ontology annotation, molecular function: propionyl-CoA carboxylase activity. The transcript has a single exon.
AUGGGAAGUAGAAUGUUCUCCCAACAAUUGAAUAGAGUUUCCGGUAGUAAAGGACCAACAGAAAUUGAUAUUUCUGGUGUGAUGGACAUUCCAAGUAAACAAGCUCCUCCAGAAAUUCUGCGAACACUUCAAGAAAGAGUUGAUAACGUUAAAAAGGAAGCAAAACUUGGUGGAGGUGUUGAAAGAAUGGAAAAACAACAUCAAAAGGGAAAGCUUACAGCCAGAGAACGUAUUGAUCUUCUCGUUGAUGAAGGAUCAUUCAGAGAAUAUGAUGCUUUUGUUAGACACAGAGCCACUGACUUUGGAAUGGAAAAGGAUAGACCAGCAGGUGAUGGUGUUGUUACUGGUCAUGGUACAAUUAAUGGAAGAUUAGUUUUUGUUUUCAGUCAAGAUUUCACUGUUUUUGGUGGAUCUCUCUCUGAAACUCAUGCUCAAAAGAUUUGUAAGAUUAUGGACAAGGCUAUGGAAGUUGGUGCUCCAGUUAUUGGUAUCAAUGACUCUGGUGGUGCUAGAAUUCAAGAAGGUGUUGCCAGUUUAGCUGGUUAUGCUGAAGUUUUCCAACGUAACGUUAAUGCUAGUGGUGUUGUUCCACAAAUUUCCUUGAUCUGUGGACCAUGUGCUGGUGGUGCUGUUUACAGUCCUGCAAUGACUGAUUUCAUUUUCAUGGUUCGUAACACAAGUUAUAUGUUUGUUACUGGUCCUGAUGUCGUUCACUCUGUCACUCGUGAAACUGUUACUUCCGAACAAUUGGGUGGUGCUCAAACUCAUACUCAAGUCAGUGGUGUUGCUCAUCGUGCCUUUGACAAUGAUAUUGAAUUAAUCAAAUACACUAGAGAAUUCAUCAGCUAUUUGCCAUCAAGCAACAGAGAAAAUGCUGAAAGUAGACUUCUUGCUACAAAUGAUCCAGUUGAUAGAAAGGAUAUGAGUUUGGACUUUGCUGUUCCAUCUGAUACUAAUGCUCCAUAUAACAUGCUCUCUUCAAUUAUUAAGCCAAUUGUUGACGAUCAUGCUUUCUUUGAAAUUAUGCCAGAUUAUGCUAAGAAUAUUAUUACUGGUUUCGCUCGUAUGAAUGGUGAAACUGUUGCUAUUAUUGCUAACCAACCUUGCGAAUUGGCUGGUGUUUUGGAUAUCAACUCUUCUAUUAAGGCUGCUCGUUUUGUUAGAUUUGCCAAUGCUUUCAAUAUUCCAAUUUUGACCUUUGUUGACGUUCCAGGUUUCUUGCCAGGUACUGCUCAAGAAUACGGUGGUAUUAUUCGUCACGGUGCUAAGCUUUUGUUCGCUUAUGCUGAAGCUACUGUUCCAAAGAUUACUGUUAUCACUAGAAAGGCCUACGGUGGUGCUUAUGACGUCAUGUCUUCAAAGCACUUGAGAGGUGACUAUAACUAUGCUUGGUCUACUGCCACAAUUGCUGUCAUGGGUCCAGAAGGUGCCGUUAAAAUUAUUAAGGGUAUUGAAGGAGAAACUCAAAAGGAUCGUGAAGAAACUUAUCGUAAUAAGUUUGCUACUCCACUUCUUGCUGCUGAACGUGGAUUCUUGGAUGAUGUUAUCAAGCCACACGAAACUAGACAAAGAAUUAUCGAAGAUUUGGAAAUUUUAAGAACAAAGAAGAAGGAAAAUCCAACCAAGAAAUUAUCCAACAUUCCAUUGUAA